CUUUCACCUCACCAGUCAAGUCAAAGUCUCUCUCAAAAGCAGCAAGAGCGCUCGCAAAGCACUGUGGCAAGCACCUCAGAGCAUCUCUCAUUCGCGCAGCGACUCGUCUGGCAACGUCUGUCUGACUGGCAUUUGAUCAGCCUGCAGUCGCGACAUGGCAGCCGUCUCGACACCGACGCCCGAACUGCCCUUCUCGCGCGCCGAGUACGCGCAUAUUUACGAGCCGGCAGAAGACACCUUUCUGUUGCUUGACGCCCUCGAUGCGGACGCUGCGCUGCUGCGAGAUGGGAGUCGGCGACUUUGCGUCGAGAUUGGGUCGGGGAGCGGCUGCGUGAGCGCAUUCGCAGCUGCCGUCGUUGGGAAGAAUGACUGUGCACACCUCUGCACCGACAUCAACCCUCAUGCCGCCUCAGCAACUGCACGAACAGGAAGCGCCAACUCCGUGGCGCUCUCACCGAUCCUCUCGCCACUCCUCUCCUCCCUCUCUUCCCGUUCUCGGGCCGCAGGCGGGUUGAUAGACAUUCUCCUCUUCAAUCCGCCGUAUGUACCGACGACCGCAGAGGAGGAGGCAGCAGCUCAAGCGGCGGGCGGGAUAGCGGGUGCCUGGGCGGGCGGGGCGACGGGCACGAAUCUGGUCGAGGCACUGCUGGAAGAUGGGCUUGAAACAAUCCUGGCGCCCGGCGGGCUCUUCUAUCUCCUCGCCUUGCGGGCGAAUGAUCCCCCUGCGCUCGUGGCGAAGAUGCAAGCGAAGGGCCUGCUCGCCGAGAUCGCGAUGCAGCGGCGAGCAGGUGGCGAGCAUCUCUUCGUCAUACGCGCUCAACGCCCACGAUGAGCCUCUCUCUCUCUCGCCCGUCGCCCUACUUCGCGCAAGCAGCUUCACAUGUCCACGAUUCAGCUGAUGGAGACGCAUUUAUUUCACCCGCUUCGGCGAG
Tilletiopsis washingtonensis is the source of this 932-nucleotide messenger RNA. Its product is annotated as putative methylase. NCBI's taxonomy places the organism in Eukaryota, Fungi, Basidiomycota, Exobasidiomycetes, Entylomatales. The transcript has 6 exons. Gene Ontology annotation, molecular function: S-adenosylmethionine-dependent methyltransferase activity; nucleic acid binding; protein methyltransferase activity. Gene Ontology annotation, cellular component: eRF1 methyltransferase complex. The coding region runs from base 155 to 832 and encodes 225 amino acids. Gene Ontology annotation, biological process: methylation. The record is from RefSeq and is a predicted model, not a curated record.